Zophobas morio is the source of this 1143-nucleotide messenger RNA. Its product is annotated as transmembrane reductase CYB561D2-like. The transcript is spliced from 2 exons. NCBI's taxonomy places the organism in Eukaryota, Metazoa, Arthropoda, Insecta, Coleoptera, Tenebrionidae. The coding region runs from base 148 to 996 and encodes 282 amino acids. Gene Ontology annotation, molecular function: transmembrane monodehydroascorbate reductase activity; heme binding. The record is from RefSeq and is a predicted model, not a curated record.
CAUUAACGUUAGUUAAUUUAUGUUGGAUACUCAACAUAACAUGAUACCCAUAUCAACUUCAUUAAUAAUAUAAUCCAGAAAAACCACCGGUAAUUUCCCGCCGUAUUUCUCGGUACUUGACUUCUUUUAUCCGUGCUUCUUGUAACAAUGACGAGUGCAAACACCGCUGGAAAUCCACUGCAAAUUAUUGCGCAAGUAAACAGUGACGAGGACGAAACCGACGAAACCACUUCAUUUCUCCAAUCUGCAAGCACUCCGACAAGUGUCUCGACUAGUGCAACUGCAAUGGCAUCAGACAAACGCCCCAAAGAAAAAAAAGAAUCGCCCGCCACUGAAGCCCUGUCAACGUUUAAUCAACACAUGACAACGGCAGCACACGCCUGUGUACUGCUUUUUGUUAUUUUGAUUAUUUAUUUCUGUUUUUCUGGAGAAUUUGUAUUUUUUUCAUGGCACCCACUUCUGUUAUCUAUUGGAUGGAUGUUUUUGAUGACCGAGGCCAUUCUGACCAUAUCCAAGGAAAACCUCUUCACGGGGACUUUACCAAAGAAAGUUCGAGUGAAACUACAUUGGGUGUUUCUGACGAUUGCGAUAGUGCUCAUUUUGAGUGGAUUUACAGUGGCAUAUCUCACUAAAAACUACAACAACAAGGAACAUUUCAAGAGUUGGCAUGCUAUUUUUGGGGUAGCGGGGAUUGCUUGCAGCAUCCCAACAUGUCUGGAUGGAAUUGCGGCCCUCUACCACGGAGAUCUAAGACACUACAUUAGUCCCCGGAUCAACAAGUUCAUACACAUAAUGAGUGGAGUCACUACUUUUACUUUCGGAGGGUUAGCUCUGAUUUUAAGUGUGUACACAAACUGGUUUGCGAGACAUUCCAACCAGAAUAUGAUUACGUUUAUUUUGGGGUUGGUUCUCGUCACUUUUCCUAUUGUUUGGACUGUGAUAAGACCUGCUACUACUUGUUUGAAGCAGGUGAAGAAGCUCAUGAAGCUUGAGUGAUUUAAUUUUAAUUUAAUAAGUCGUUUCUUACCAAAUUUUGUACUUAACAUUCCACUAUGUGUUUUCAUGUAUAAGGACCACUAUUUAUAUUUUUAUAAAAUGCACAUUUAUAUUAUGUAUAUAUUUGAAAUAAAGAUAUUUGACCUA